UAUGAGUUGGAACCAACUUGAUGGCAAUGAGUUUUUUGUUUUUUUUGGAUAAUCAUGCUGCCUAACCCUUUUCUUUUUAGGAGUUGGUAAACUUUCUGUAAAGGGCCAGGUAGUAUAUAUUUCAGGCCUUAGGGGUCAUAUAGUCUCUGUUCUAUCUACUCUGUGGCUAUAGCACCAAAGCAGCCAGGGACAAUAUGUAAACAAAUGAGUGUGCCUGUGUUCCAACAAAUGUUACUAAUGAAAACGGGAGGCUAGCUAUGUUUGGCUCAUGGGCUGUAGUUUGCUAACCCCUCUAGUUGCUUAGUAGGCAAGGGUUUUUCUGUUCCUUUUUUUUUUUUUUUUAAUUUGGUAUUUCCAUCCCAUGUAACUAGCUAUUCAAGAAUUUAUGUUAAAAUGUUAAUGUAAUUGGACUCACCUUUGCUUUUUUCAGAAAUGGCCAAUCUCUCAAGAGGAGAAGAAUUUAUGCUUUAAUAUGAUUUAAACCAGAAAUUAAUCUCUUCUUUUAUUCUUACCUGUUCUGCAGAUGCCUUACAUCUGGACAGCCUUACAGGGAAUCCAAGACUGGGAUUGACACUUUUCUCAUAUGUAGCCAACCGAAUCCAUGCUUCAUGUGAAAGGCCAAAAUAUGCAGAAAUAAAGGAUGAUGCUUUGGAUGUGACAAGAGGACAAAAGUGCCCAGGCCCCACAGGUGGCCCCCACCCAGGAGCAGAUCUUUCAGGUUACUUCAGGAUGACUGAUGACGUAAGCAUGAAAGAGAAUGGUGCUGAACACUUGUGUUCUGAGAACCUGCCACAAUCCAGGGAAUAUCCCACACUACCAGUGCCUGGACACACUUCAUCCACAGAUAGUACUGUAAUUUCAAGUGAUGCUAGCUCAGAAAUUUUGAAUAUGGCUGCUGGUGGCCUUGACUGUAGAUCGCUCUGUGAGAAAGAGGAAGAUACAAGAUCAGCUUCUACCAUGAUAGAGACUCAAGGCACCAGCCUGGCUCAUGACGAUACUCCCCUCCAAGGCUCUAUGAGUGAGGACAAAGCCAUAUUAAACCUGGAAGCCAAAGAGGAACCAGAAACAAUGGAAGAGCAUAGAACAGAAUGUGCUGCAGGAGACACUGCUGUUUCUCCUCUUCCUGUAACUACAGUGAAAUCGGUCAACUUUAGACAAAGCGACAACAUUUCUGCUAAUGAGAAGGAGGUAGAGGCCGAGUUUCUCAGGUUAUCUUUGGGAUUUAAGUGUGACUGGUUUACCUUGGAGAAAAGAGUGAAGCUGGAAGAGAGGUCCCGUGACUUGGCAGAAGAAAAUUUGAAGAGGGAAAUCACAAACUGUUUAAAGCUAUUAGAGUCUUUAACACCUCUGUGUGAAGAUGACAACCAGGCCCAGGAAAUCAUUAAGAAGCUGGAGAAGGGCAUAACAUUCCUUAGUCAGUGCACAGUACGAAUGGCCAGUAGGGCCGAGAUGUUGGGAGCCAUUAAUCAGGAAAGCCGGGUUAGUAAAGCAGUUGAAGUGAUGAUUCAGCAUGUAGAAAACCUGAAGAGAAUGUAUGCCAAAGAGCAUGCUGAAUUAGAAGAACUGAAACAGGUUCUUUUGCAGAAUGAAAGAUCUUUUAACCCUCUUGGAGAUGAAGGUGACUGCCAAAUUAAAAAACGUUCAGCUUCUCUAAACUCCAAGCCAUCUUCUCUUCGAAGAGUAAGCAUUGUCUCUCUGCCUAGAAAUACUGGAAAUGUAGGAACGAUGGCUGGGAUGGAAAACAAUGACCGAUUCAGUCGGAGGUCAAGCAGUUGGCGUAUUUUGGGGUCAAAGCAGAGUGAACACCGUCCCUCACUAUGUCGAUUUAUUAGCACCUAUUCCUGGGCAGAUGCUGAAGAAGAAAAAUGUGAAGUAAAAACUAAAGACAACUCAGAACCACCUGGAGAAGAAACAGUAGAAAGGACAAGGAAGCCAAGUCUCUCUGAAAAGAGAAAUGAUCCAUCAAAAUGGGAUGGUUCUUCAAUUUAUGGCACAAUAGCUUCCUGGGCAACAAAUCUCAAGACUUCCUUCAGAAAAGCUAAUAAGGCACUCUGGAUUUCUGCUGCAUUCACUGUACUGUUUGCAGCUUUGAUGAGCUUCCUCACAGGCUUAUUUUUCCAAAAGCCCGUGGAUGCCACUCCCACACAGAGUGGGGACUCCUGGAUGUCUCUAGAACAUGCCUUGUGGCCUUUUACCAGACUCCAACACAAUGGGCCACCACCAGUGUGACUGCAGCACAUCUUAACAUGUGCACUUUGAUUUCUAAAAUUUCGGUAUCUGAACUCUGUAAACUAGUAACUUUUAGCUGAGGAAGGAUAGCAUGGAACCAGAAGUUCUCAGCACAACUGUAAACUAUUUUACAUUCCUUUCUUUCUGCCAUUCCCUCUCCAACUGAAAUACAGUGGGAAGGACACCUGCCUAUGAUCGUUUAAUGAGCUUUUCAAGGAAGAAAUAUUAUAUAUUGUUUUCUUUGUUAAAAUUUAUUGAAAUAAAGAUGCAUUCAAGUCUUCAUACAGUGAGAGCUGAAAUUCUCAGUAGGCCAAGUAUAAUCAGUAGGGAAAUAAAACACAUUGUUUAAAGUAAAAUUUGAGUGUAAAAUGCGGAUUAGAUAAUUUCAAUAGCUAUUUGAAAUAUAUUCACUUGUUAUACUUUAUCGAAGAAACACCUGAUUUUUUUUUUUU
Molecule: messenger RNA, 2681 nt
Organism: Trichechus manatus latirostris (Florida manatee)
Lineage: Eukaryota; Metazoa; Chordata; Mammalia; Sirenia; Trichechidae
Gene: IRAG2
Product: inositol 1,4,5-triphosphate receptor associated 2
Exons: 18
Coding region: 730-2229 (499 amino acids)
Cellular component (GO): endoplasmic reticulum membrane
Source: RefSeq, a predicted model, not a curated record